Molecule: messenger RNA, 1676 nt
Organism: Durusdinium trenchii
Lineage: Eukaryota; Dinophyceae; Suessiales; Symbiodiniaceae
Source: the annotation of a GenBank genome assembly
GAGCUCUUAACGUAGCCAGGCAAACAAGAAGUAGACGCCAUGGGCCUCGCUUUUCCUUGAAAGCGUGGAUAUGCAUGUGCCUUGUGGAGAAAGGUAAGCGUGUAUCUUGCGUGUCAUGAUAUGCUUUGCAUUCCUGGGACACACAUUAUUGUUCAACAAUCAACUGUGAGUCCAUGAUUGCCCACGCUCAGUGUACAUUGAGGCCGCAACACAGUGGGAUGCACUCUCACCCUUUGCCCAGAGGUGCGUCGAGUUGUUGACGGUGAAGAAACCGCUGCCCCAGAGCUUGAUUCUUUGAGUCACUGAGAGACUCUUAGAACUCAAGAGUGUUUGCCGAGCACAUGCCCUGGAAUCCUUUGGAUCUGCGAGGAGCAAGCCUGAAGAAACGUACUGCGCGAAUUGGCGACUUUGGUAAGCAGCAGCAAUGGGAGAUGGCUGUCCAAGUUAUGCAAGAUUUGCGAACGGAGUUAUUGCAACCAAGUACUUUCACCUACAGCUCGCUGGCCACAGCCUUCGUCAGAAGUGCACAGUGGGAAAGACCUCUCGAACUGCUUGGAGAGAUGCGCAGAGAGAAAGUUCGACCAGAUAUUCACUUCUUCAGCACACUCAUUUCGGCCUGUGGGGUUGGGCAGGAUUGGAUGGCAUCGUUGGCCCUUUUUUCCGACCUGAAGGCCAGCAGUCUUCAGCCAAGUCUGGUGGCGUACAAUGCGACCUUGAACGCUUGCUCCAAAGGAUAUGAGUGGGAGGCAGCAGUUCAUUUGUUUAGCAACAUGCCGUGUCAAAAGAUUCGACCCGAUCGGAUGACAUUCACAACCUGCAUCACAGCCCUUGGCAAAGCGUCGCUGUGGCAAGAAUCGCUGCGGCUGUUUGGGCAGAUGCAGCUGGACAUGACUGCUGACUUGGUGAGCAUGAGCUCAGUGAUCAAUGCAUGUGGCAAUGGUAUGAACUGGCAACUGUCCCUGAUCCUCUUGGACGAUUUGAAGAUCUAUGACCUCCGCCCUAAUGUGACAACAUAUGGAGCUGCUAUUGCAGCUUGUGAGAGUGGCAGCGCAUGGUCAAGAGCAGUGGAACUGUUGGGGCGAAUGCAGAGAGAUCAGUGCACUCCCAAUGCGAUAGCUCUAGGGGCGGCUCUGGUCGCUUGUCAGACCAGUAUGCAAUGGUCUCAGGCAACAAAAUUGAUGGAGAACUUCAGACUUUCUCAGACUACGCUUUCGCACAGAAGCUCUCAAGGCUCUCAGCUUGAAUGGUGCAAAAGGAUACACAUGAUCAGUGACACAGCUGCGAUGAAGGCGCUCGUUGCUGCAGAGAAUUGGGCGAGCGCCCUGCGAGUGUUUCUGCAGAUGCGGCAAGCCCAGUUGAAGCCAGAUGAACUAGCUUAUACUGUAGCGCUGAAUGCCUGCAGCAUCGGUGCCAAGUGGGAAAUGGCAUUAGCCUAUUCUCACGAGAUGCUGAGGCAAAAUGUCCCGUUGCGGAACGCUCAGCUGGCAGCCGCAGCAAGCGCUUGUAGAUCCAAUGGCAAAGAGAUGAAACUGAUACAGAUGUUGCGCGGAACAGCGACGGCUGGAAGAAAUCUGGGCUGGAUGCUGGACAAAAGGCGGUACAUCAGCACCAUUAGAAGGCUGCGCCCACUUUGAGAAAGCGUAUGGACUCAGAUGCCCGUGUGGCCUCCGUGAAAA